Molecule: messenger RNA, 1713 nt
Organism: Aspergillus brunneoviolaceus CBS 621.78
Lineage: Eukaryota; Fungi; Ascomycota; Eurotiomycetes; Eurotiales; Aspergillaceae
Product: Set1-mediated histone H3-K4 methylation subunit Swd1
Exons: 5
Coding region: 200-1651 (483 amino acids)
Cellular component (GO): Set1C/COMPASS complex
Molecular function (GO): protein binding
Source: RefSeq, a predicted model, not a curated record
CCUCCCUCUCCCCUCUCCUCCCCGCUUGCUUGGUGAAUAAUAAUUAGCAACCUUGGCAAUCCUGCAUGGUCACUUUCGCAAUCUUCUCCCGGCCUUUCUCUGCAGGCUGGGAUCGCUUCUCAUAUUCUCCUUGCAUGACGCUCUAGAUACCAUCUUUGGUCUCUGAGCCGCGCCUCGGUCGUUCCACACUACGUACGCUAUGAAUUUGUCUCUCAUUGAUCCCUUUGUCCUCGCCCAGGACUAUCCAGACACGUUAUCGGAAAAACUUAGAAGCGGCCAUGCUACGUGUCUGCGAUUUAACCGCAAGGGAGAUUAUUUGGCAUCCGGUCGGGUGGACGGUACGGUGGUGAUUUUUGACGUGGAAACCAAUGGGGUAGCACGCAAGCUACGCGGUCAUACCAGACAGAUCCAAUCGCUGAGUUGGUCGAGAGACGGUAGAUAUCUUUUAAGCUCCUCUCAGGACUGGAAAUGUAUCUUGUGGGAUCUGAAAGAUGGUUCCCGAGUUCGCACCGUUCGCUUCGAGGCGCCUGUAUAUAUCGCCGAACUUCAUCCUUAUAACCAUUUGCUCUUUGUCGCCUCUCUGUUCGAGGAUCAGCCCGUUCUUGUCGAUGUCUCCUCCUCCAAACCUGUCAAGCGCAUUCUCCCUUCUGCGCCUUUCCGUCCACCUCCCGCUAAAGGCGAGGAGCUCGACGCCGCGGCUGCUGCUAAACAAGCUGCACAAGAUGCGAAGCACUCGACCUGUGUGACCAUCUUCACCGCCCUAGGAAACCAUAUAAUAGCAGGCACGUCGAAGGGCUGGAUCAACAUCAUAGAGACCCAGACGUGCACCACUAUCCAUUCUACUCGUCUGUGCAAUGGAGUAGUGAUUCUACUUCGUCUAGCAAGUAAUGGCAGGGACCUGUUGGUGAACAGCUCCGAUCGCGUCAUACGCACGAUUCUCAUGCCGGACCUCUCGCAGCUCGGUAUUGAUUUAGAGCCCAGCAACAUCAAGCUCCAGGUGGAACAUAAGUUUCAGGAUGUAGUCAAUCGACUGAGCUGGAACCACGUCACUUUCUCCUCGACUGGUGAAUUUGUGACGGCAUCCACAUUCAUGAACCCCGACAUCUACGUAUGGGAACGGAGUCACGGGUCUUUGGUCAAGAUCCUGGAGGGUCCCCGGGAGGAGCUGGGGGUGGUGGAGUGGCAUCCUGGUCGCCCGAUGGUUGUAGCUUGUGGUCUGGAAUCCGGUUGCAUCUAUACUUGGUCAAUAGUGACUCCCCAGAAAUGGUCAGCGCUGGCGCCUGAUUUUGGUGAGGUCGAAGAGAAUGUGGAAUACGUCGAACGCGAAGACGAGUUCGACAUUCACCCAGCAGAAGAAAUCCACCAACGUCGUCUCGAUCAGGAAGACGAAGUUCCCGAUGUGCUCACCAUUGAGCCUAUUAAAACCGGCACUGACGAGGAGGAAAUCACAUCGUUCCGGAUGCCUGUCCUGCUCGACAUCUCCGAUAGCGAAAGCGAAGAAGAGAUCGUAGCUGUCGGCCCAGGCACAAUGAGGCGACGCAGUCCGGGUGCAGGUCGAGAAUGGAUGAACGCGAAUAGUGAGGGAGAGAAGGAAAGCACUGCAAGCGGUAAAAAUGGUACUGCACGAGGUCAAAAAGGCCGGCGGCGCUGACCAUCCCACCUUGCGCUCCUAUUCCCUUGUGUCGCAUACCAUGCCAUGGAUUCGUAGGUCAC